Messenger RNA from Truncatella angustata, 1632 nucleotides. RefSeq lists its product as uncharacterized. Lineage: Eukaryota; Fungi; Ascomycota; Sordariomycetes; Amphisphaeriales; Sporocadaceae. The transcript has 2 exons. The record is from RefSeq and is a predicted model, not a curated record. The coding region runs from base 250 to 1197 and encodes 315 amino acids.
AUACCAGAACCUGGGUAAGCGCAACAUUAUCCCGUGCCUAGCAUUAUUGUAAUCUACUGUGGAGAAGCUACUGGUUAGAUGAAGGCCUGUGAUAGGAAUUGAUGUGACAGCCCUGUUAUGCGACGCAUCCUGCUGCAAGUUCCAUGCUUAUAAAAGGUCUUGAACUACACCUAAUUCCUCCUCUUCCAUUCUUCAUCGACUCUGAAGUUUCUGAUUCAUUACCAUUGCCUUCCCCUACACCUUGAAAUCAUGAGCUUUACCAUACUUGUUGCGGGCGCAACUGGCAACACUGGCCGUAGCGUUGUUGAAACCCUAUCGAAGUUGCGGGACACUAGCACUACAGGUACUAUCUCUGGUUACCGAAUCCUUGCGCUCACACGCUCCUUGGAGAGCCCAGCGGCAAAACAGCUUGCCACCCUGCCUCAUGUCCAGGUCCUCGAGAAAAAUUGGGUAGACAUCACCGCGGAAUGGUUACGCGAGCACGAAGUGGUCAGAGCGUUCAUUGCGUCUCACAACCUACCGACUCAAUUUGUUGAAGAAUCGGGCUUUCAGGUUGCGGCGCUUAAAGCAGGGGUAGAGUACGUUGUGCGGAUUUCCACAGCUACAACAAAUGUGCGACCUGACUGCGAGGCCUACUACCCGCGUGCACACUGGGCAAUCGAGGCUAUGUUGAGCUCGCCGGAAUUCAAGAAUCUACAAUGGACUUCACUUCAGCCAAACGGGUUUUCUACAAUGAUCCUUUACAAUGCAGCAGAAUAUAUCAAGAAGUAUCGCAAGACUGCGAAACAAGAGACGCUGAGCCUGAUUGUUUCAGCGGAGGCACCCGUCGCUAUCAUCGACCCCUAUGACAUUGGAGUUCUUGCUGCUCAUCUUUUAUUGCAGAAAGACACGUCCGUGCAUAACCAUGGUAGAUAUGUGGUGAACGGGCCAGAAGAUAUCACCGGAGAGCAAAUAGUCAAGUUGGUUGAGGGCCGUAUCGGCGCUAAAGUCGACAGCGUCCUCUACAAGGACAUGUCAUUCGUUGAACACAUUCCGGAAUACCGGGGUCAAACCGCUGUUCUAUUUUCACUCAAAAAAGGUGUAGAAACUCUAUGGGACGGUGUCUGUACUGCUUCUACGACUAGUAAGGAGGUAUUGGAGCUAGCUAAACCGACACGGACGCCGACAGACGUCUUGGAGGCAUUACUGCAAGAUUAAUCUUGUCUAGUCCCAGCUUGUUUCCAUUAUACCACAAUAAGCCGUCUUAGCUCGAGAAUUUUAUUCUUAAAAUCAUCCAUUGUCUUGCGAGAGCUUCAAUUAUAUCCUAUUCCCAUACUCGCAACUUCACGGUACAUGCCAUUAAACGAUAGCGCCAAGUCAAUUAUGAAAACGUAUUGACCGUAUUUUCCCCUCUUCUGCCGGAGUCUGAUUGACCCGCCCUGAACCUGUAGUGUUUAUUUGGCUCAACUAUGACCUUACCCACGUAGCAUGUCAGCCUACAACUACGAACUAUAGCGUCAGUAAUCGAAAAGUCUUGCUUAUAUACACACUCGUCCGUCAGUCGUCAGUGCAGGAUCAUGUAUCGGCGACCCAUAUUCAGACACGAUGAAGACAACCGGGGCGCUUGUAGGAACCGAAGCUCCUCAAUACAAG